Thrips palmi is the source of this 4595-nucleotide messenger RNA. It is a transcript of the gene Hydr2, whose product is annotated as abhydrolase domain-containing protein 2. The transcript has 7 exons. The record is from RefSeq and is a predicted model, not a curated record. NCBI's taxonomy places the organism in Eukaryota, Metazoa, Arthropoda, Insecta, Thysanoptera, Thripidae. Gene Ontology annotation, biological process: sperm capacitation; steroid hormone receptor signaling pathway; medium-chain fatty acid catabolic process. Bases 212 to 1426 code for a protein of 404 amino acids. Gene Ontology annotation, cellular component: sperm plasma membrane; sperm flagellum. Gene Ontology annotation, molecular function: acetylesterase activity; monoacylglycerol lipase activity.
CGUAGUGCGUGGGAGUGAGUCAGAAGCGGCGACCGUUUCGUCCGCCCGCCCAUGUUUUGUCAAUAGCUUUUCAAGAAUUGCUCAUCAAGCACUAUUUAUGUCAACAUUUUCACAGCCAGAAGUGCGGCGGUCGCCUUUGUCCGUUCUUUUUUGAAAGCAGUGCUCUACGCCGCCCAAGUGGUUGCAGCCUAGCCUAGCCUAGCCUGCCAAGAUGUCAACCGCUCUGCUCGCUCUCAUCGCCGUCUUUCUCUGCAUACUCUUUCGUAUCCUCAAUGUUAACAGCCACGCCGAAAAGCCAACCUUGUUCUGCAAGGACAGAAACUUUCUCGACACCGUCUCCAAGAUCUCAUCCGUCGUUUCAGAACCUUAUGUACCAACCCGCUUGUGGGGCUUUAGUGGGCAUGUCCAAACUGUGGUCCACAGCAUUCUUGGGCGUUUGAAGUGCCCUUGGCCUAUAGGGGAACGAUGUUACCUUUAUCUGCCAGACGGCUCCACUCUCACCUAUGACUUGUAUCAGGCUUUGAACCAAACCUACGAAGAUGACGUUACUCUGGCUAUCUGUCCAGGCAUAGGAAACACCUCUGAAAGUGUUUAUAUUCGGACUUUUGUGCAUUAUGCACAGUGCCAUGGCUACCGUUGUGUUGUUCUGAACCAUCUGGGUGCUCUUGGAAGUGUUCCUGUCACUGCACCUAGAGUUUUUACCUAUGGUCACACCGAUGAUUUCCAUUCCAUGAUGUGUAGUUUAGUUACUCGCUAUCCUGGAACUGAGGUUGUGGCAGUUGGAUUUUCUCUGGGGGGUAAUCUUGUCACCAAAUACUUUGGAGAGCCUGGAAGAAUCUUGCCUGCUAACAUCAUUGGUGGUAUUUCCAUCUGCCAAGGAUACUGUGCCCUCAAUGGAAGCUCGUAUUUGUUGAAUUGGCAGAAUUUCCGUCGCGUCUACCUGUAUGUGAUCACUGAGACGAUGAAAACCAUCAUCUUGCGCCACCGGAGUGUCUUGUUGUCAGAUCCUGUCAAAAAAGCAUUUGGCCUGAAUGAAAGAGAUAUUGUUGCAGCAGCUACUUUACCAGAGCUUGAUGAAGCUUACACCAGGAAAAUGCACAAUUUCAAAUCUGUUAGUGAAAUGUACCGUUGGAGUAGCUCCAAGUAUUACCUCCAAAACAUCAAGCUUCCUAUGGUAUUCAUCAAUGCCCGUGACGAUCCAAUUGUGCCAGAAAACAUGCUUGAACCGAUUCGUGAAUUUGCCUCUAACCAUCCUAAAAUUCUUCAUGUUGAAACUGCCCAUGGAGGUCACCUUGGCUUCUACGAAGGAGGCUUCAUUCGCGCUAAUCCCGUCACUUGGCUGGAUCGCACAGUUGUGAGCCUGAUUGGCUCCCUAGUCUUUGCCCACUCGGAGAGCAAGCUCAAGUUCACUGCUGGUGCUCACUAAAAGGGACCUUCUGUCUAACAUUGGAAUGUAGCAAUUUUAAUUUUAGCUUAAUUCUGUUGCUUCUCAUGUGGGGGGGAAAUGUUUUGAUCGGUUGGCUUCUUUUUAAAGUGGUGUUACUGUACUGCAUUGUUUGCAUUUAAUUGGGUUUUAUGGUUAACAUUAGGCAAUCCCACAGCUUAUUCUUUUAAAUAUUUUAUUAUUUAUGCUUUUUUACUAUUUAUCUUGCAUAGAAAUGUGUCAAUGAUGCAAUUCAUUCCAUUGUAGCCAUUCACGCUCACAUUAUUUUCUGGCUGUGCUCAGUCAACCAUCCCAACAUUUUCCAAAAUGCUUUGUCAUGUUUUUUGUUGGUGAUCUCAUCUACUUCCCUCAAAGCAUUUAUUUUAAUUUCGACUGUGUAAUAUUAUUUGGGCCAAUAAUACAUUUGUCUUUAGAAAAUUUCAAGCUAUAAUUUAAUGUGAAUGUGUUAUAAGAUAAUUUAUUUUUAUAUCAUUGUAAUAAUUCAAAAUUCUGAACUCCUAAAAAUCUCAGUUUGGCUGGAUUUAGGGUUUUGAAUAUCAUGCUGCUGUGACUGAUGUCAUUCUUAUCAUUCUUUUAUCGAAAUAUUUGUCUUCUGUCAAGAUGCUCAUUAUGUCAUCAUGAUUGAUUCUGCUCUCAUAUAACUGUAUGACUUUGUUUACUUGCAACUUUAAUGAAAACUCAGCAGACAUGUAGGGCCAUCAAUAUAUUAUGGACUCUCUUCAUCUCUCAUUUGUACAGUAACAACUAUGAAUUUGAUUUAUAGCAUUUGUCCCUCCUGCUUUUAUGUGAUACAUCGUUUUUCAUGCAAUUUCUUAAUUUGCUUGAAUCUAUUUUUACCUUUGUUUAGAUCCUAUCAAAAGAGAUCUUAAAGGUUGUGCAAUUGUGUGAGUGUGUAUUUGUAUGAAUGUGAGCGUUUGUGGGGGUGUGAAAUCUAAGACAUCUAGUUUAUUAAAUCGUGCUGGUGAGUCUGGGUGAAUCCUGUCAUUCGGUAGUUAAAAAACAUCGAAGGAAUGCCGUUACCUCGUGUGUUUGUGGACACAAGAGGGCUGCUGACCGUGAGACUUAUGCCUAUGAUUAAUUUAGGACUUGUCAACAGGGUUGUAGGGAAGAUCAACUCCCAUUGGGAUGCAGCAAAUAUUGUAAUUCGUCCUCUUGGGUAGCUUUAUGCUGAGAGAAGUUUGUGAUACUAGGGUCUUGAAUUUUGCCAGAAUGUCUCCCUAAUGCUAUUUCAUUUAAUAACUGAAUUCCCACUGGGAGGAGGUUUACUUGCUGUCACGUUGUUCAUCUAAGGUAUAACCACAAACACUUCUAGACGGAACAAGGAUAAUAAUUUGAAAAAAAAAAAGAGGUGUACUUAAUUAUGUGAGUUAUCUAAAUGGUUACAAACUAUGCAUAAAAUUAUUUGCCUGUGGGCAUGAAUGAAUGAUUGUGUAUGUUAACUUUCAGUGGUUUGUGGGAUUCAGCCUGUUAUUUUGGUAACUCUGCUGAAAAAAUUUUUCCUCUCACUUAAUUGCUGUGUUUGUUGCCUCAUUCCGAAUUAAUUGGUUUGGCACAUCAAAUUUGCAAUGUCCACCAGUCUUACCGAUUCCAUCUCUGAAAACAAAUUUGGUAGGCAUAGCAACACUACAAAGGUAGUUUUCCUCCGCAUUCUUGGCAGUAUUGUGAUAUUAUUUCUUUCAGAAUUCAUCUUCUGAAAGCCAUAUUAAGAAAGGUUUUAGGUUUAACUAUAUAUUGUUCACUGAAUAUUUAAUAGAUUAAAUUAAAGAAAAUACCUUGUGAAGUUGCUCCUGAAGUGGAGCAAAACUAGUUCAAGACAAUGUAUCUUUUUAAAUAGGACCCCUGUUACAUAAAACUGAAUCCCCUCUUAAAUUUAAUGUUAUUCUACUUCUAUCCUUUUGUUUCUUUGCUCUGCUGUGAAAUGAUUGUGGUGUGUAGCAUCAUAUCCAACCAUCUCAAGAUGGUCUCUAUUAGCUCAGAAUUUGUUCUAAAAUUAUUUAUUUUAGUCUGGUAUUUUGUCUUUGUUUUCCUGAUUCUGGCUAGCAUUUGUCAUCUUUAAAUUAAAUUUCGUGUGUGGAAAUUUUUUAUAUCUAUUUGUUUGGUUGAAAAUUAGUAUAGGUGUUUAAUCAAAUUUCAGGAAAUUGGGGGUUAGAUAAGUUUCAGAUUGUAAGCAUCCUGCUUACAUCUUUUGCCAGUUACAUUCAACUACUUGCUUGAGAUUAAUGCCAAAAUAACUGCAUUUCUAGUCUGAAGAUUUAUUUAUACAGCAAUGUUGUGUAGAAAACUUAAGUUUAUUGAAAAUAUGAAUACAACUGUAUCUAGUUAUCCUCUUAAAAUGUACUGUACUCUGGUAUAAUAUUUCCAUUGUUUGACAAUUCCUUUUAUUGAUGUUCUCUCAAAUCUCUUAGUCUGUAUUGUUAUGACAUGGUCAAAAGACAUUUUUAUCAUUGUUGUUGAAGUCACAAGGGGACAUGGUAGAUGCCUUUGCUAUUUGUUGCACAAAAAUGUCCGUUAACAUAAUUUCGGUUUGAAGUUGUGACACGGUCGCUUUGGAACGAGAACGGCGUCCUCGUCCCUUGCCGCGAUUCCCAUCCCUUUAAUUUCACUUUGGAGUGAACGUGUUCAUUGGGUGGAGUAAUUGGAGCACUAUCAUUUUAAUUUGUUUGACUGGUUGCUUAAAGGUGCAAUGUAAUUUAUGCAAUGUCUUGACUUGCAGCCAGUUGUGUGUGCCAAAUUCUUGCUUUAAGUGCUUGCAAUGUCCAUUUUCAUGAUAUGAUGUGCUCUUAAUCAAUAUUCUCCAGCAAUCUGUCGUCUACCAAGUCCUGUGUCCUGUAUUGUUUUCUGCUCAAACCUUCUAUUGUUUUUUUUUUUGUUUUUUCUUAAUGAAUUUAGAGAAUUUUCUCUUUGUAUUUUUAUCUGGAAUCUAUUCCAGGACUUUUCAAGGAAGAAGAAAGUCUAAUCUCUGGAAUUCCUUUCUUGGGUUGCAUGUACAAAUGGUGUCCUCAAUGUUGUUUUUGAGAUUUCUAAAAAUCUGGUAAAUACUUAACAUGUUUUUUACAAUGUGGGGAAAAUGUGAUUGUAAACUUGACACUUAAAGUGUGCAAGUUCUACUGAUUGUACAUUUAAAAAAUUAAUAAACCAUCUUCUGCAUUUA